This is a messenger RNA of Scleropages formosus (Asian bonytongue), 1218 nucleotides long. It is a transcript of the gene dtymk, whose product is annotated as deoxythymidylate kinase (thymidylate kinase). Gene Ontology annotation, cellular component: cytoplasm; nucleus; mitochondrion. Gene Ontology annotation, biological process: dUDP biosynthetic process; dTDP biosynthetic process; dTTP biosynthetic process. The transcript is spliced from 5 exons. The record is from RefSeq and is a predicted model, not a curated record. Gene Ontology annotation, molecular function: nucleoside diphosphate kinase activity; dTMP kinase activity; ATP binding. NCBI's taxonomy places the organism in Eukaryota, Metazoa, Chordata, Actinopteri, Osteoglossiformes, Osteoglossidae. The coding region runs from base 92 to 730 and encodes 212 amino acids.
UAUGCGUCGCUGGAAAAAAGGCGCGUUGUUCGCCUGGAAGUUGCUGUAGCGUUAGAAGCGCAAAUUGAGAAAUUGAAAUUAGGAUUAAAAAAUGACGGGCAGAAGAGGAGCUCUGAUCAUAUUAGAAGGGGUGGACCGGGCCGGAAAAACAACGCAGUGCACGAAGCUGGUGCAGGCGCUGCGGGCGAGGGGACGAGCGGCAGAAAUGAUGAGAUUCCCCGACCGGACCACAAAGAUUGGCCAGAUGAUCAGUUUGUAUCUGGAGAAGAAGAUCAACCUGGAGGACCACACCGUGCAUCUGCUUUUCUCAGCCAACCGCUGGGAACUUGCGCCUCUGAUCAAAAAGAAGCUGGAGCAGGGUGUGAGCCUUGUAGUGGACCGAUACGCCUUCUCGGGAGUGGCUUUUACCAGCGCCAAGCCGGGCUUUGGCCUGGAGUGGUGCAAGAACCCAGACGUGGGGCUACCCAAGCCGGACCUGGUCCUGUUUCUGCAGCUGAGCCCAGCGGAAGCGGCGCGACGGGGCAAGUUUGGAGACGAGCGCUACGAGAGGACCGACUUCCAGAAAACGGUGCUGCAGAGGUUCGAGCAGCUAAUGAAGGACCCAUCGGUCAACUGGCAGGUGAUAGAUGCUGCCAGAAGCAUAGAUGAGUUGCAUCAAGAAAUCCUGAGACACAGCGAAGCUGCUAUCGAGCAAGCAGCAAACCAGCCUGUAGCAGAGCUAUGGAACUGAGACGCCUCCAAUUAGAAAGGUGCGAGUCGGGCUGUACCCAAUCACAGAGCAGUGGAAAUAAGGCACGUCCAAUCAGAUGGCAGUACGUUGGAUGUCACAACACCAAGUCUGUUGUGUCUUUCUUGUGGAAGGAUGAUAAUUGCAGAAUUUAAAUUUGGGUCCCCUUAGUGAAAACUGGUUGGUGGGGUUAUUACGAUUUAGGUGGUGAGGAAGAACACACAUUCUCGUAAUGAUUUUAGCAGCUUUUUAUUUUAUUAAGAACACAGUGAAUUACAGAUCAGCUUCACAAUACUGUAUUUCAGACAGAUUUUUACAGUUGUCUUAUGUUUUCAUUUUUCUCCACUACAUUUUUUAAAUCUGCUAAAUUUGUCUUUAACAACAGCUUGUGAAUCAUUUUGAACCUCUUUCAGAUCUGGUUUUUAUAUAUAGAAUUCUGUAUAGAUAUAUUUGACCUUGAAUAUCUCCAAGCUGUAAGGUAACAACUUAAA